This is a messenger RNA of Erythranthe guttata (spotted monkey flower), 2361 nucleotides long. RefSeq names its product aminopeptidase P1 (gene APP1). The record is from RefSeq and is a predicted model, not a curated record. Gene Ontology annotation, molecular function: metalloaminopeptidase activity. Lineage: Eukaryota; Viridiplantae; Streptophyta; Magnoliopsida; Lamiales; Phrymaceae.
UUAAUGGCAGAGGCAAAAACUUCAGUCACUGAUAUAAACGUAUCUUUCAAAUCGUCGGAAGUAACGGAAAAAUCGCAUCCUUCCUCCAUACGUCUACACCAAGUCCAUCUUCAGUCCGCACAAACUACAGUGUUUAGAGAGAGAGAGGAGAGAGAGAGAGAGAGAGAACUGACAGCAAUGGCGGAAGAAACACUGGCUUCUCUAAGGUCUCUAAUGGCGUCUCACUGCCCUCCACUGGACGCUUUGGUCGUUCCUUCCGAAGAUUAUCACCAGAGCGAGUACGUAUCCGCGAGGGACAAGCGUCGCGAAUUCGUAUCUGGCUUUAAUGGAAGCGCUGGUUUGGCACUUAUAACAGCAAAUGAGGCACUGCUUUGGACAGAUGGACGGUAUUUUUUGCAGGCAGAAAAACAGCUUAGCAACGAAUGGAAGCUCAUGCGUGUAGGAGAAGACCCUACAGUUGAUAUCUGGAUGGCUGAUAAUCUAGCAAGUAAUGCAGCAAUUGGUGUUGAUCCUUGGUGCAUAUCAGUUGAUACUGCACAGAAAUGGGAGCGUGCUUUUGCUAAGAAACAGCAAAAGUUGAUUCAAACUGCGACUAACCUGGUAGAUGAAGUUUGGACAAGUAGACCACCACCUGAAACAAAUCCUGUUGUUGUGCAACCACUGGAAUUUGCUGGUCGUUCUGUUGAAGAUAAACUAAAGGAUUUGAGGGAAGAACUUAUGCAGGAAAAAGCCCGUGCUAUUGUGCUUACUGCAUUAGAUGAGGUCGCAUGGCUGUAUAAUGUCCGUGGCUCUGAUGUUGACUACAGCCCCGUUGUACAUGCAUAUGCUAUAGUAACGUCGGCUGCAGCUUUCUUUUAUGUCGACAAGAGAAAGGUGUCUUCUGAGGUAAGCUCUUACAUGGAGAAAAAUGGUAUUGAAGUGCGGGAUUAUGGUGAAGUUAGCUCAGAUGCAGCUUUACUUGCAUCCAACAAGCUUUCUUAUUCCAAUGCCGCCAAAGAAAAUGCACAUGAUAUUUCGCAAAACCCGAACGAUCUCAUAUGGGUUGAUCCUGGUUCAUGCUUUGCUUUGUAUUCAAAACUGAAUCUUGAUAAAGUUUUCCUGCAUUCAUCACCUUUGGCCCUUGCCAAAGCCCUAAAGAAUCCUGUUGAGAUUGAAGGACUGAAGAAUGCACACAUUCGAGAUGGGGCAGCUGUUGUGCAGUAUCUUGUUUGGCUGGACAAACAGAUGCAGGAAAUCUAUGGGGCUUCUGGUUACUUUGUUGACAGUGAGGUCAACAAGAAUGACAAAUUGAGAACAGGAAAACUUACUGAAGUUUCGGUGAGUGAUAAGCUAGAAGAGUUCCGUGCAUCCAAAGAGCAUUUUAGGGGGUUGAGUUUCCCUACGAUCUCUUCAGUUGGUCCAAAUGGUGCGGUUAUACAUUAUUCUCCGGAGCCGGAAACAUGCGCUGAACUUGAUCCGAAUAGCAUGUACCUGUUUGAUUCGGGAGCGCAGUAUGUAGAUGGAACAACCGACAUUACUCGGACAGUGCAUUUCGGAAAACCAACAUCACAUGAGAAAGCAUGUUAUACUGCGGUUCUCAAGGGCCACAUUGGCUUGGGUAAUGCUCGAUUUCCCAAUGGAACCACCGGUCAUGUUCUUGAUGUUCUUGCCCGCAUUCCAUUGUGGAAGGAUGGUCUUGACUACAGGCAUGGAACUGGCCACGGGAUAGGUUCUUACCUGAAUGUUCAUGAAGGGCCUCAUCAAAUCAGUUUCAGACCAGCUGCUCGAAAUGUGCCAUUACAACCUUCAAUGACUGUGACAGAUGAGCCUGGUUAUUACGAGGAUGGGAACUUCGGCAUAAGAUUGGAGAACGUGCUUGUUGUAAAAGAAGCCGAAACAAAGUUCAAUUUUGGCAACAAGGGUUACUUGUCGUUCGAGCAUAUAACAUGGGCACCGUAUCAGACGAAACUGAUGGAUUUGAGCCUCCUUGUGCCUGAAGAAGUGGAAUGGCUGAACAAGUACCAUUACAGAUGCAGAGAAAUUCUGGCUCCGUUUCUCGAUAAUUCUGAGAUGGAAUGGCUCAAGAAAGCUACUGAACCUGUUCUUGCUUGAGUACAUCUUUUCCUUACUUUACGACACUCUCUAUUCCUAGGACCGUUACUUCCCCAUAUUUGUUUCAACCCCUAAAGAAUUUUAGAUCCUUAAACUUCUGUCAAAAUCUUACAGUUCUCUCUCUCCUGGUCAAGUGAAAUAAUGAUAUAUGUCAAGAUCUUUUAGGCAUGGUGCUUCUUAUUUAUAUAGAGAAAAGCACGAUCAUUCAUACAAGUCCACUUAAAUCGUGACGUGAUAAAUGUCAUUUAAGUUUUAAUAAUAUUGUUUCGA